This is a messenger RNA of Triticum aestivum (bread wheat), 888 nucleotides long. RefSeq lists its product as uncharacterized. The transcript has a single exon. Lineage: Eukaryota; Viridiplantae; Streptophyta; Magnoliopsida; Poales; Poaceae. The record is from RefSeq and is a predicted model, not a curated record. Bases 179 to 835 code for a protein of 218 amino acids. Gene Ontology annotation, biological process: negative regulation of DNA-templated transcription.
AGACUGAAAGUACGUGUAUGCCACAACCAUGCAACAGUCGAGCAACCAAACAGCCAGAGCCUCUCUUUUAUGAAAUGGCUUCCAUCGAUGUCUCAUUCUACAUCUUUUGUGGCAGCCCGUGUGAGGUAACGCAACAAACCAACAGAUCAGCCCGUGUAAACUCCGCGUCUUCCCCACGAUGACAACCUCGUCUCGAUCGUCUCAUCGUCCCUCCUGCAUGACGCGCCGCCUUCUGACGCCAUGCAAGCGAGCCCUCGCGCGGCUCUUCCGCAUCCCGGCCUCCGCCGCCCUCUCUAUCAGGGCCUUCCGGUUCCGCAAUCUCCGCAAGUCCACCGCCAAGAUGAGCCCCCGCCACCGGCGCCGUGCCGGCCGAAGCUUCCGCUCGGUCCGCGCGGUGUUCUGGCCGUUAAUCCCUCCGUCUUCCACGCCGGCAACCUCGACAGAGAGCCAUACCGCGCGCAGGGUAGUUGCUGCGGCGGUGCCAGAGGUGCCGGUGCCGUCGCCAGAGACGCCUGCGUAUGUGAAGAUGGUGGCGCGGCUGCGGUCGAGGACGACCACGCGAAUUGGAGAGGACAAAGAGGAGGCAUGCCAGAGUUUUGAGAGCUGCCUGAUGGGGAUUUUGACGGAGGAAGGCAAAGCGCGGGACCUGCAGGACGUGGAGGAACUCCUACAGUGCUGGGAGCGGCUCAAGUCGCCGGUGUUCGUCGAUCUGGUCUGCCGGUUCUACGGCGAUCUGUGCAAGGACUUAUUCUCCUCCGCCGCCGGGGGUGAGAACGGCGGAAACACUAACCAGGACGUGGGACCAGUUUCCAUGUCGGCUGCUUUACUAGUGUAACUCGUUACCACAUCGUGUUGUAAGUUCGUAACACAAAACACUUAAUUUUACAG